Messenger RNA from Chondrus crispus (carragheen), 705 nucleotides. NCBI's taxonomy places the organism in Eukaryota, Rhodophyta, Florideophyceae, Gigartinales, Gigartinaceae. The record is from the annotation of a RefSeq genome assembly.
AUGUCUAUUCCAAUAUUAAAUUAUGCAUUUUCUACUCAAAAUCAAAGAGUAGAUGGUUUUGAAUAUUUGCCUGGAGAAGAACAGCCUAAAAUAUAUACAACAGAAAAUUUACCAACUGCUUAUGAGAUGGAUGAAAUUAUAUGGAGUGGUUAUCGUCAAAUAUUUAGUGAGCAUCAAAUUUUAAGUAGUACAAAUGAACCUUUUUUAGAGUCUCAGUUAAGAUUUAAUCAAAUAACAAUUAAAGAUUUUAUUAAAGGAUUAUUAUUAUCGCAAGCAUUUCGUAAUUUAAACUAUGAUGUAAAUAAUAAUUAUAGAUUUGUAGAAAUGUGUAUACAAAGAGUUUUAGGUCGUGAUAUUUAUAAUGAAAGAGAAAAACUGGCAUUUUCAGUAUUAAUAGGAUCAAAAGGAUUAGAAUUCUUUGUUGAUGUUUUAUUAAAUAGUGAUGAAUAUGUAGACAAUUUUGGAGAUAAUACGAUACCUUAUCAAAGAAGGCGUAUAAUUGCUCAAAGGAGUAAAGGAGAAAUCCCUUUUAAUUUAAAGACGCCUCGUACAGGUAAAGAAUUUUUAAUGAAGCAAGAAAGGCCUCAGUUAUUAUGGGCGGGUUCUAUACGGAAGUUUAGACCUCAAGAGCAAUCUCCUAAAGCCGGUGAUCCUGCUUUGUUUUUAAAUAUGGUAACAGAUGUAUCUCCAAUAUCCUUAGGUUAA